Messenger RNA from Somion occarium, 1566 nucleotides. The record is from the annotation of a GenBank genome assembly. Lineage: Eukaryota; Fungi; Basidiomycota; Agaricomycetes; Polyporales; Cerrenaceae.
AGCAGAGUAUGUUUGACUGUCGUAGAGACUUGGUCAAGAGAAAAGUCGAAACCCAGUUGAAACAGUCAUUCAAAAGGGACUGAAGCCAAGCGACAAUGGGCGCCAACCCCACCGAUCGCUUUGCAGCUGUUGAAGGCUGUUGACUGGCCGUUUUAUGCAGAUCUACUCUCUCCUCCAAAGAGUUCAAAACACUUGUUUUCGAGAUCUCAUUUUCACCCGGGAAAACCUUUUUAGAUCGUACCAGGUGUCAAGAAGACAAGGAAUUAACACCAUGCCAGUAACAGUAGCAUCAAGACCGACAGUCACAGCAGUGGAUCCUAGGCAGUUCAGGUUCAUCGACAUCGCCGUCAACCUCACCGAUCCCGUCUUUCGGGGAUUCCAUCAUGGCAGGCAGAAACACGAUGAUGACCUUGAAGCCAUGUUGGAACGUUGCAAGGCAGCCGGAGUCCGAUCUAUGAUCAUUACCGGAGGUAGCCUACAUGAAUCAAAAGAAUCUCUGGAGCUUGCAAAGCAGCACAAUUUUUACGCGACUGUAGGAUGCCAUCCAACGCGAUCGAAGCAAUUUGAUCAGUUUAAAAGUGGGCCAGAAGGCUACCUUCAAGAACUAGACAAGGUGAUAGAGCAGAAUCUCAGCGGGAAAGGAAGAGCUGUAGCCGUCGGCGAAUGCGGUCUCGACUACGAUCGGACUCAUUUCGCGUCCCCCGAGACCCAGCGUACACAUUUCCGUUCUCAGCUCUCACUAGCCAAAAAGUAUCACUUGCCACUUUUUCUUCAUUCUCGCGCAGCGCAUGCGGACUUCGUGAAGAUCCUUAGAGAGGAAGGCUUUGGUGAGGACGGAGGAAAGGCAGUAGGAGGGAAAGGUGGAGUCGUACAUAGUUUCACCGGACCACCAGAGGAAGCGAUUGAACUUAUGGAUAUGGGCUUUCACAUAGGAGUCAAUGGCUGCUCAAUGAAGACCACGGAAAAUCUCGCUGCCGUUCGAGCCAUUCGACCUGAGAAGAUCAUGUUCGAAACAGACGCUCCAUGGUGCUCGCUUACUUCCACACAUGCAUCGAAGGCCCAUUUGAACUCCCUCCCCCCUUCGCUUAAUUCACUAUACUUUCCGCCUGCGACGAAGCCAGAGUCUUUCAUGUAUGGAAAGCCAGUAAAAGGACGCAAUGAACCCACGGCUAUCGGAGGCGUUGCUUGGGUGGUGCAUAAGCUCAAUGAGGGCGUACCGUUUGAGAAAGUGACUGAGAAGGCAUGGAAGAACACGGUCGAGGUCUUUGGUUUGGAAGAGCUCAACGCGUAGUUGACUGGUGAUUGGUAUCCGAUCGGGAUCGAUCACUCGAUCGCGUUUGCGUUCGUGCACGUGCUGACGGUCUACAUUUCGAGAAAUCGCAUUUCCUUUCCCUCCUUUGGUGAUGCUUCCUAAUCGCGUCCGAGUCGCUCCUUUGCUCUUCACAACCAACCGCCUUCUCAGGGUCUAGGAAUCAUGUCCGCUUCAUCCGUACGUACCUAUUAGUCUUCGGGCGUGUAACGUAUCUGCUUCAGGUACUUCCCAAACUAUGUCUACAUCUUGGAGUC